CACUGCAGGUGCAGGUGUGCGCCCACCCGGCCCCGGCGGCUAUAAAACCCGAGUGCGCUCUUCCCAUCCACAGUCGCUGGCGGCAAGGCGCGGCGAUCGCGCGCCAUGCCAUGAGCCUCCCGGGAAAUUCCUCCAACUUUUCAAUGUUUGAAACUUUCCCCGACGCUAAUUCGAGCGACGCUGAAAAUGGAACCAACGCCACCGUAUUCGACUAUGUCACCGAACAUGUCGUCCACGCUUUGUCCAUUUACUACACACCGCUCCUCGUCACCCUCGGCUCCAUCGGCAACCUGCUUUCCGUGUUCGUCUUCUUCACCAGCAAACUCCGCCAUCAAUCGACUAGCCAAUACUUAUCUGCGCUGGCCAUAUCCGAUACAAUUUUUCUACUUCAACUUCUGCCGCCUUGGCUGAACACAUUGAUGAUAACGGAUAUAUUUAUUAGUGAAGGAUUUUGUCAAGUCUUCACAUACAUAUCGUACGUGACAUGCUACGUCAGUUCCUGGCUGGUGGUCUCCUUCACAGUGGAGAGAUUCGUCGCCGUGCUGUAUCCUCUGCGAAGAAAUAUAAUAUGCACAGUAGCUCGAGCGAGACAUAUAAUAAUCUCGAUAGCGGUGACGGCGGUGCUGUUAGCGACGCCCGUGCUGAGAUUUGCGGUGCCGAUAAAUGCUAACUGCGAUAUAGAUGAAGAAUAUAUAGACUCCGCGAUGAUAUUCAAUUGGGCGGACACUGUCGUGUCUUUUACGAUACCAUUGACGAUAAUAAUGGUUUUGAACGCGUGGAUAAUGUCGGGGGUGUGGAAGUUGGAGCGAGCUCGGCAACACAUGGGAGGAGACGAGAGAGGCAUGGGGCGCGCGCGACCAGCUCGUCUGUUCGGGUGUCCACGCUCGCAGCAGCGCAUCACCAGGAUGCUGCUCAUCGUGUCCACCGUCUUCGUGGUCCUCAACCUGCCCGCCUACACCAUGCGCAUCAUCGUCUACACCAACCAGAAAAACACAGGCUACAGCGGGCGCUGGCAUGCGCUGCAGCAAGUAGCCAUGAUGUCGUUCCACACCAAUUUUGGCAUCAACUUCAUACUGUACUGCAUGAGCGGCCAGAACUUCAGGCGCGCUCUGCGACAAGCCAUCCCGUAUCUAAGGAGGCGGCCCCAACGAGGAGUCGCCGUCAGGAGGACAGAAUCGUGCCACCCAGCUCGCGCCAGCAGCGUCUCGACGUCGUUCGUGAGCUGUACGGAAGCGACGAGCAACUGUGCAGUGAGCGUGAGCACCCCGGCCCCGAGACAUCGCCGACGAGACACUUUCAUCAAGCGUUGGACAUUUGACAACAGCCGACAGCGACAACAAGCCACCGCCCAGAGGAACACCUCUGAAUGCAUCGACAUGGAAGUCUUUCGCAGCUACGACGCUUAGAUUUCCUAUCAAUCAAUGUUAUAACACUACUAUGUAUGUUGUAAGGUCGAAUAUCAAAUUAUAUGAAUUUGGCCUCUAAUGUUAUGUUGUGAAAACUGGCCAUCCAGUCGCAACUUUAGGCCUUAUCUGUACCGGGCGGAUAAAGAUGUGAUGUGAUACAGUAUGUAUGUUGCGGAAAAAUAUUAAUUUCCUGGCGCCAAACUGACAUAUUCCCAAACGGGAUGGGUAAGGCCGCUUAUGAAUCUUAUUAAAGGAUCUGCAGAUCUUAAUCUCUCCGCUUAGGUCGGGAAGCCGGAUCAAGCAGGUCUCUAGACGACGCUUCUCCUUGUGAAGGAGUAAGGGUUAUUAUGAAGGAAUUGUGAAAUCCGAUGUUACUUUCAGUAUUAUUAUUUGUCCUAUCAACUACAACAUUGAAAUUUCAAUAUUCUAGUUGAUAGGACAAAUAAUAAUGCUGCACAGGCAAAUAUUUAAUGUCUGUCGAACAAAAGGGUGAACAGAGAGCGUAAUUUCAAAAAGCUAGCCUAUAAUCUACUAAUUGCGUUAAACAGUUAUUAUAAAUGCUGUUGCGUAAUGUUGCUGUAAUCCGCUCAUAGAGUGGCGUAUAAUUUGCGUCCUAAAAUUUAAUUAUUUCCUUAUUGUGGAUUUUUCGAAAACCUACUAUAUUCAUAUUAAUAAUCGUUUAUCAUGAUGUGUUAUAUAUUCAUGCUGCGUCAAAGCGACUAUAACUUUUCACAUAGUGUUAACUUUAGUCAUUAGCUGUAACGCAUUUAUGCACACAGUGCAUUUAAAUAUUAAGUAUUACGGCAUAACUCAGUAUAAAAUGUACAUCAUGAACAAAUCAGAAACCAAAAUAAAUUUCAAUAUUCUAGUUGAUAGGACGAAUAAUAAUGCUGCACAGGCAAAUAUUUAAUGUCUGUCGAACAAAAGGGUGAACAGAGCGCGUUAAUUUCAAAAGGCUAGCCUAUAAUCUACUAAUUGCGUUAAACAGUUAUUAUAAAUGCUGUUGCGUAAUGUUGCUGUAAUCCGCUCAUAGAGUGGCGUAUAAUUUGCGUCCUAAAAUUUAACUAUUUCCUUAUUGUGGAUUUUUCGAAAACCUACUAUAUUCAUAUUAAUAAUCGUUUAUCAUGAUGUGUUAUAUAUUCAUGCUGCGUCAAAGCGACUAUAACUUUUCACAUAGUGUUAACUUUAGUCAUUAGCUGUAACGCAUUUAUGCACACAGUGCAUUUAAAUAUUAAGUAUUACGGCAUAACUCAGUAUAAAAUGUACAUCAUUUCCCACUAUUUUCAUAGACAUACACUUUUGUUAUAUUUCUUAACAUAAACGAAAACAAUCGCAUUUUUAAUCACUUAGUAUGCGUUUUAAUAUUUUUUGAGCAGAAAAGUAUAUAUAUAGGUAAUGCACAUAGUCAUCAUACGUGUCAGCUUACAACUUACAUAACUUGUAUAUUCAAUAUAAAAUCGGAAAAGAAAAUAAUUACCUACGCUUAUAUGUAAGCAGGGAUACACAUCUGUUAUUCUUAGUCAUAACAUUCUGCUUUGAUAUUCGUGACACGGGUAAACUUGUGUGACAGCCGAGUCGUCGCUGAUGUCUAACAUCCGACACUUAACAUUGCUUCACGAUAUUAUGAUUAGCGAUUGUGUUUUUCGAAAUAUCAUGGAAAUAAAUAGGAAAUCUCCAAUGACUGAAACACUUAACCAUAUCACUAAUUAGGUUUAAGCUCUUUACUUAGGUUACCAAAGAUAACUUACGAGUAAAGUAGAGACAAAAAAUGCUAAAAAAAAUGCCUUUAAAAGGUUUUUUAAUUAAGAAUAUUUAUAGGUUAAGAAACCAUAUAAACGUUAGUUAGGAACAAAGUCAGAUAUGUGUUAUAAGAAGCUUUCUCAUCAUUCCAAAUUAAAAAGCUAGGUAUUAACUUUAAACUACUAAGUAGUUAUAUAAUCUUGGAAUUAAGGGUACAGUCAUUUAGAUAUUAUGUCCAUUAAUUUAUUAUGUACGGUUAUAGUCACGUAGACAAACUUUAUUUGGGACUUUUGAAAAUUACUAACUAUAACAUUUGACCGGAAUUUGUAAUACGACUUUAGAAAAAUCAAAGCUUUUCAAAAUUUAUCCAACGAUAACUUAACGCUUUGACUGGCUGUUUUUGUUAUCGAUGGCCGUUCCACAAUAUUUAUACAUGACUUAUAUUUCCACAAUGUGUACACAAUUGGCUUACUUGAUUCGACAUCGACUGACGUAGCUCAAAUUAUGUAUUAUUUCUUAAUAAAAUGGUGUUUUUAAUACAAAGAGAAAUUGUUAAAACCCAAUUGGCAUUCUUUUAUUUCAAAAUUCCUUUUUAUUUUGUGUCACUCUUAUUGGCUAAAAAGAGUGUCUUGUUUUUUUAAUAUUUUAGGCACAGAAAAAAUUGAUUUGGAUAGAAUUUAUCUCGGAAAAUGUAGAAAUUAUCAUUCAAAUUAAACAUAAAAAAAAUGUGAAUAUCGUGUCCCACUUCAAAAACCAAAAAUAUCCAGUACAGGCAGAGGUACAAAGUUAGAAAUAAAAUCAAAUAAAUCACUAUCCGAUUUAAAUACAAAUCACAAACUAUAUCUCGUAAAUCAUGAUACUACUCGAGGAUAAUAGGAAUAAUAAAAAUCUAGAUCUUGAGGUAAUAAAAAUCUUCUUCGAUCUUCUCGAAAAGCCGUGCUCCCACUAAUUGUAUUGAACAUAUAUUAAGGCCAUAAUAACUAACUUUAUAGAAUAACGGCAAGCUAUACUCGACCGUGUGGUGCCCGGGUAAGGAAUAGAACCACCCCUUCCCUACCCUUGGGUGUUGUACAAGCCGACUAAAGAAUAUAUAUAAUAAAUCUUUAACAACCUAAAUUACCAAAGUGUGCUCGUCUUUAUACAAAAACUUAAAAAUCUCGUUUGCUGUGGUGCUCGGGUAAAUAAUAAAAUCAUUACUUAUCUAAUCUUUAAUAAUAAGCCAAGUAAAGGAAUAUUUGUUAAUGUUGGCGGACCAAGUAAUUUACUAAAAUACAAUGUUUUAACCAAUUUUAUAAAAUAACAUUAAAAUAAACUGGACCGUGUGGUGUCCGGUCACAGAAUAGGACCACCCAUCCCCCUUGGGUGUCGUAAAAGCCGACUAAGGGAUAAAUAAUAAACCAGACUAUUUAAAUAAGAUAUUUUUUGCAAUUCUUUUGAAAUAACAUAAAACUCAAAAUACUUAGGACAUUGAAAAUGACAUCGUAUUUGACAUGACGAAAGGAAAAUAAAAGAUAUUAGACUUACAUUAUGUAAUCCAGAUUUCCAUGGCAUAAACACUAAGUACACACCUUUCAUUUAAUACACACCAAGUACACCUUUUGAAGACGCCAUAACAAUUCAACAAGGUACGUCAAAUCAAAACUGGAAAAUAUUGUAUCUAGACAAGGGAGUCGAUUAUGGCAACUCCAUUCAAAAGAAUCACGCCAAACGUGAAAUGGACGACAGAUGGGAUCAAUGCAUUCGAAAUCAACAGAGAAAGAAAUUCUAGCGAUAUGUUGGAUACAAAUAUGGAUUUAUGGAUACACUGAGUGAAUUUUUAUAUUUCAGUAAGUCGGUUGGACGUAUAUAUGAAGUCAUGUGUUUCGAUUUACCAUUAUAGACAUAAACAUUAACAAGCGAAGAUCAUUAUUUAUCAGAGGAUCAUUAUUUAAAAAAUCGAAAAGGGAAAUCGAAUCCUGCGCUUCAACACUCAACGGCUGAAGGAAGGAACCGGGAAAACGCUCAUAUCGCUCAAACGGGAGUCGCUCUGCAAAUCUAUCCAUUAGUUGUUGUUGAAUAAACUGUGAGGAUAUUGACGGGAGAAAUUAAAAAUUAAUGAUGUUUUAUUCGUCGAUUUCGACAACUUUGUACGAUAGUUAUAAAGAGAAAAACGUUAAAAAGGAAUAAUAUCAAGAUAGGAAAGUCCGAAGCUUGCGAAAGUAUCAGCGUUUCUAUUUCAUACGAACUAAGAUUAUAACAAAAAUUAAAUUUAAAUUUAAACUUACACAAGUUGUUAAUAACCUGAAAACGUUAAAUAGUAAAAUAACAUUUAUGAACAAUAAAUAUUGAGAAUUUCAUAAUAAAUAUGUGAUGACAACAUAUUGAUUCGCUAUAAUUAUGACAAUAUCGAAGAAAGAAACAAUGAAUGAAGGAGUGAAAUCGUGGAACCAGCAGAACCUGGCGAAGACCAAUGUUUAGCUAGAGAAAACUGACAAGCCCGGUAUGAGGAGUGAUAUCGUGGGACCAGCAGAACCUAGCGAAGACCAAUGUUUAGCUAGAGAGAACUGACAGGCCCGGUUUGAGGAGUAAUAUCGUGGGAACACCAGAACCUGGCGAAGAUCAAUGUUUAGCUAGAGAGAACUGACAGGCCCGGUUUGAGGAGUAAUAUCGUGGGACCACCAGAACCUGGCGAAGACCAAUGUUUAGCUAGAGAGAACUGACAGGCCCGGUUUGAGGAGUGAUAUCGUGGGACCACCAGAACCUGGCGAAGACCAAUUUUUAGCUAGAGAGAACUGACAGGCCCGGUUUGAGGAGUAAUAUCGUGGGACCACCAGAACCUGGCGAAGACCAAUGUUUAGCUAGAGAGAACUGACAAGCCCGGUUUGAGGAGUGAUAUCGUGGGACCACCAGAACCUGGCGAAGUCCAAUGUUUAGCUAGAGAGAACUGACAGGCCCGGUUUGAGGAGUAUAAUAUCGUGGGACCACCAGAACCUGGCGAAGACCAAUGUUUAGCUAGAGAGAACUGACAAGCCCGGUUUGAGGAGUGAUAUCGUGGGACCACCAGAACCUGGCGAAGUCCAAUGUUUAGCUAGAGAGAACUGACAGGCCCGGUUUGAGGAGUAAUAUCGUGGGACCACCAGAACCUGGCUCAACUUGUGACGUAUAUUUAUCUAAAGAGAACCUAAAUGUAUGUACAUGAAUAUAAAGUAAUACAUAAUUAUAAUAAAUAAUAUUAUGAUGGGAACUGGACUACAAAUUCUUAUAGGUUAAUUAAAUGUUCGGUGUCGUAGGAAGUAGGUGUUUAAUGAAUUAUAUUAAAUUACUAAUGUAUCAGUACUUAUUAAAGUAUAAAAUUAGUUUAUUAAGUAUAAAAUUAGAAAAUGCAUAAUCGAUAAGAAAUAAGAAUUAAACGCUUUAUUACAGUAGUUCAAACCAUAUAUAUGUAGUAAACAAUUACGUAUUAGUAUAUCGCCAGUGUUAAAUGUCGAAACACUCACUGUCGUGUUGCACCACUGCAAGUACAAAUAAAUUUAAAAUUAAAUAGAACUAUCCAUAUAUACAUGUGCAAAAGAUUCCACAAGUAACAAAACUACAAUUACUCUUUAAACUUCAGCCAAAUUUUCGCAGCCUCCAAGGAAAACUUACAAGACAUGAGACAUGAGUUUUUUCUCCUCUCCUAUACAAAUUAACCGACAAUAUGACCGGUAUGGAAAUCUAAAAAAUUAUUUACGUUCUAAUUGUCACUAUAUUUUUUUUGUAAUAAUGUUUUGGCUUUUAUAACUGUCUCCUAAAGUUAUAUAAUAGUGAACACCUGCUUAUGGUAUCACUGCCUUGCCUUUAAAUAAUUAUAUGUAAUAAUAAUAGCAUCAUUGUAUAUCACCAAACAGGCUACACAAUUAUUGGCUGCAUACUGAUAUAGAUUCCAGAGUGAAUCAACACUUCUGAUUCAGCUUAAUUCAUAAUCGAUUGACACAUCUAUGAGACAUGUUUGCUUGACUACCAGACGAAAACUAACUCACUACGCAACCCCCAUCACAACGUCGAUUAUGCAGACGUGAAGUCAGUAUCAAGUUGCAAUAAUAGUUGUUAUAAACACGAAACAAAAACUUGUAUUUGGGCGCGAUUUUGAUUUAACGUUAGCAGAAUUGCAAAUACUUUCAAAUUGAACACUCGCCACUUCUCAUUCACACCAAAUUUGUCUAUCGAUUUGGAAUGAUUUUAAUUCGACUUGUGAUUUGUGGAAGUUAUACAUACAGUUAUACAUACAUACUUACUUGUAAAAGUCUAGCAAACACGAAACAGAAAGCAGACAUCAGAUCAACGUUUAUUCUACGAUUUUCACAAUAACAAUAUAAAUUAUUUAAAAUUUUGUUUUUAAGUGAAAGCUUCUUUAGCGGCGUUGUGCACUUUUUGCGAUGGGUAAAUGUUAAACUUGCGUCAGGACACGUGACCUGAUAGAAAAUUCGUAAGACGUCAAUAAUGCACAACGUUAACAUUCAAGUUUUCACUUCUGCCGGCACUCCCGGAGUGCAACCCGUAUUUUCUAUACGCGAGACAGAGAAGCCCCACGCCUAACACCGCGACCUAUAACGGAAUUCGCCUUGAGUUAUGAUCAUUGAAGAGGACAUUACAUAAAUUAUUAUUUUUGUAUGAAAGAAUUAUUAAAUUAUUUUUUGAUGAUAGCUAUAUAGCUGUGAGGUUGGUAGUUUUUUACAUGUAACGCUACAUGAUUAAAUACAUAAUAUACCUUGCUUAAAUAUUCCUGGAUCUUAAGUAUAUAAAUCAACGUUUGGUUGGUUGCAUGAGGGAUCUUUUAAGGUUAUAUUUCGUACAUUGCGGGCGAUUCUAAGGUCAGAGCAGAGUGGUGUUUAAACAACCAAUAGGAUUUCUUUCGAAAUUCGGAUUCGGUUCGCAAUUCGGUUCGAAAUUGGAAUCUGGCUAUUGGCAAACAUAUUCUUUGUGACGACAUAAAAUUUGUACUUUUUGGCUUUGCUCAUUUUCAGGAGGAAUGACGAAAUUUGAUUGGUUGUUAAAAAAUCACCUCUCCGCUUCGGUUCUUACACGGCGCGGUGGGAGAUGAAAAUGUACGUAUGUAUAUCCUCAAAUCAUCGAGAUAUAUUGCAACAAACAUUUACAUAAUUAAGAGCUUUUAUUCCUUUAUACUUUAUUUACGUAGUUCAUCAAGUUUGGUCAACUUCCCAGCAACGCCGACGACCGUGAAGCCACCGCGUGUCGGUCCGAAGACCUCACUAAAUCAUUCAAUCGGUAGUAGCGACGGUAAUAAAAAAAAAAUUUAAAAAUUAUAAUGACAUUUUAUUACUCGAUUGGGCAAGUUAAAAUUUAUUGUGUAAAUAUGUGUUUGAAUAAGUUUGCAGACUAAAAGAAACCUUGAAGCUCCUAGCUACUCGAAUUUAUCGUACAGUACACCAAUUUGUUUUUCAUACUUAAUACCUCAUUGAUUUAUUGAAUAAUAAUUUUUAAUUACAUAGGAAUAAAAGCUUUUAAGAUGCCGCAUCGCCGCGAUGCACGAAAGACAACAUUUGAAUACAUGUUCUUUUCUGUCUUCAUAUCUUCCUUCAAAACUAAUAAAGAUAAUAUAUUUUUUUAAAAGAUUAAACAAACACUUGUAGUAGAGAAAAAUUAUAUUUACUUUUAAGAAAUAUAUGUAGAUUGUAUUAAUAGUAGUAGACACGCUGUAUUACGCUGUUUUUUUAUUUAUUUAAUGGCGAGCGCGCGACAAGCGCGACGCCAGCCGCAAAGCUACUAAGUGAUAAUAGUAUUAGGAUGUAAACUACACAUCAUUAUGCUUAUUAUAGUUAACACUAAAGUAGAUCAGUCAUCAUACGCUGGAGUAGGUAGAGCAGACUGGAUGUCGUAAGCGGUGGUGUCGCAGGCGGUGGGGAAGCGCUUUAGUUAGACUGAACGCGGUAGCACUCGCGUGAUACGCUGGAGUAGGUAGUGCACGGAAGUAAUCGCGCGAUACGCUGGAGGACGUAGUGCAGACUGGAUGUCGCUUUAGCUAGACUGUGUGCUACUCGGGCUCGAGUAGGUAGCGCAACACUCUAGCUAGUCUGAGCAAGUCACCAUUCAUUUUGCUGUUUUUAUAAAUUAUUAAUCAUAGAUAUAAUUCAUAGUAAGUAUAGUAAGGCAUUUUCAUUUUUAAGGUUAACCUCGCAUUUUAAGCUGUCCUAUAUAAAACCUUUUUCUAGAUACUCUAAAUUGAUUUAAAAGAAAUCAUUUACAGGUAAUCAACUAACAAUUUAUUAUUUAAAUAAUAUGUUUCCAAAGUAUCCAAAUUUAAUAGCAUUUAUGAUUACGACGAGAUACAACUUAAAUUUUCUGAAUGUAAUUUUUUAAUGUUUGCCGUUUUCUCUACCAAUAUUUAUUUAGCAUAAUUAUAGAUUUAUUUUCUAAAAUAUAAAAAAAAUAUAAAAGUAUUUAUCAUCUAGGUAUAUAUUAAUUGUUUUAAGUAAUUUAUUCAAAACAACACAUCAAUGCAUAACGCAGGCAACGCAGAGUGGCACCACCUACCACAGCUAAUUGACGUCAAGCGUUGAUGCUGAGCAGAUCAAACGCACCAACACCACGCACUUUGCGUAAGCGUGCGCGAACCAGUCACGUUUAUUGUUAGUAAUUGUACGCGCACAUACACGCAAGCCCACGUUUGCCAAUCACAUACAUUAUCUUUAAGUAACAAACGAACUUAAUUUACCACAAAAUCAAAUGAAUACAAAGGAUUACCUAAAAACGAAAAUGCCCAGUAACAGAAUUAUAAUGUAGCGAACAAGUGUAAUGCAGUAUAAGAUAGUUUUAGUAAUUAAAGAUAUUUAGCGAGUAAAAGUAAAUAUGAAAAUUUCAUCUUUACUUUUGCUCUUCUACGUGUACCUUUACUUUUGUGGGUAUAAAGUCAUUGAGCCCAUAAAUAAAGUGAAGGGAUAAGUUGUUGUUUAUUUUAAAAUAUAAUUUAAUUAUAAAAAAAAUAAAAAGUAUUAAAAAAAAGAAAAAAUAUGUAGAAUAUAAUAGUAAUAGGUAUACACAUGCUAUUUAAGUUUCCGUAGGACGAUCAAAUUUAUGAAAAAUUGCAACUAGGUAGUCAAAAUUGUAUCCCUUUUAUUGCUUUAUUUGAUUGCCGAUUUAUAUUUUCAUAUUUUUACUCAAAUAAGUUGUCAUUGUGAAUGUUGGUUUUCAAGGAUUUUUUUUUCAGUAUUCAUACCAUUUUGUAACAUGUACAUUUCUAACAACAAAAAAAAAUAUAAUGGUAUUCUUUCAUCAGUAUCAUAGGAUUAGGUUAAAAGCUUUUGGAAGAAUAUCUAAAUCGAUUUUAGAAUUAAAAUCAUUUAGCUUAUGUAGUAGAUUUGGUAUUUGGUCGUAUUACUCCAUCGAAUGUACUGUCAUGUUGUUCAUUAAAAAUAAUUCUGUUAUUGAGAUGUUAAAGUAGAAUCCGACUAAUUUAGGAUGACAAAUUGGCCGCUAUGCGUUAGUUGCUUACCAGCACAUUACGAAUUUUGGCUACACGCUAAGGCCAUGCCCGUUUAACUUGGAAUGUGUAUUAUCUCCAACAUUGUAACAGAACCGUAAAACCAUUGCAUUCAUGUUGUAACAAAAAAUCUUUGAAUCGCAACAAGUGAUACAUUCCCUGUGCUUAAAAGCCCUUAUCCACGUGCCGUGAAAUACUCACCGCGUGGACACGGUAGUUAGUGUUGUAUGGAUUACUAUAAGAGUUUGUACACGGGGAACCGUGUCUCGGCAAGAACCAUAAAGUAAUCUAUGCAACACAGACAAACCAUAGAGGAUGUCUGUUUCAAUUCAAGGGUUUUUUUACAUUAUGAUAGUAAUAUGGUAUUGGUUCACAUACAUCAUCCAUAGGUCAAAACAAGCAAUUCCAAAAGCGUUCAGCGAUAAAUAAUCUUGCAGUGGUGCGAUGGGUUGAGACGGCAACUACCCAAAUUUUAGAUUUGCUUCAAUGUUGUUUAAAUUAGGAUAACGACAAGUUUUAAGAUUUUAAGAUCAGAUUAAAAGUUGUAUUGCAAUAUCGAUAAGUAUUAAAAUGAUCUCAGAAUAUAUUAAAUAUUGUUUAAUAUAACGAUAGUAUUUGAAAGUAAUCGUAGAUUUCAAUGAAUCGUGUAUAAGAUACUAUAGAUUAUAAGAUUAUGAUAUAAUUUGAAGUUGUGUGUAGGAUAACAAUACUGUUUAGACUUAGAGAACUUUGAUUCUUAUAUAAGAGACUCAAAUAUUGUUUAAGUGACUAAUUACCGACAUGGUUUUCUUGUUGUAUACUUAGGUAUCUAAGAAUGAAAAAUUUUAAGAGUGCUAUUUUUGAAAUAUAUGACUCUCUAGAAUUCAAACGAGCUAACGAGGGUGACAUAUAUUUCUAGAAUAUGCCGGUUAUAGUGGUGUUAGUAACCUUUUAAGAUUUUAAAGGUCGUCGCCCAUUUAUAUCGCACGGCUCCCGCACCGCAGAUAUGUUUAUGCUAAUAUAAAUUAAUAAGAGUCAUUCAACAGUGCAUUGGUCCUUACACCGCGAGAACCGCCACCGCUAAUUAAGGGUCUUUCCGCGCUGUCGCCGGUCGAGAUGCUGUUAUUAGAAUUAGACCGAAAUUAUGCGCAGCGCAUUAUCGAAUAGAAUGGUACGCUUCAUAUACAAAUUCGAACAAUACAACACCCUAAACCCGCGUUCUCAUUCAUCUGAUAUUUUUGCGGCGCAUCCGGAUAUACUUCACGAUCCAAAUUAGGUCUGUUCCGGCCUUUAAGCAGCGGCGCGUGGACCGAUCCAUGAAACGCUAUAGAAUCUUUUUCAGUAUGUAAAAGCCGACUUUGAGCUACGAGUGCACAACACUGGUUUACAUUUAGUGUUCCGUAUUUCUUUCCGUGCCAUAAGUACAGUAAUAUAUGAAUUACUGGCUUUUUGGACUUUACAUUUUCAGUGCGUUCGGCGCACCGGGCGUCGAGUUGAGUCGAGUCGAGCAGAGGGAACGGCGAGUCGGUAACGCAGACUAGCCGAUCCUAAAGCCACGAUUACAUUAAGGAACAUUUGACGCGCAACAUAUCCUUCUUUCCUGUUCAUUACAAUUUACAUGAGUGAGAUCGACGAUGUUCUAUUUCACUCGAGAUAAUGGAAAUGAAUGAGAAAGAGCGAUAUGUUACGUUCAAAUGUUUCCUAGUGUAUUCGUGGUUUAAUACCGCUAAUUGACGACAAGUGUAGAGGCGUGACUUGCGUUGUUUCGGGCCAAUGCUUUCAGGCCGGAGCAGACAGUGCACGCGUAGCGCGUUUGCGUGUAUCACUGAUGUUGAUUGUAUGGAAUUUUACGCAUAUGUACUCGCAAACCGUCGUUUGCCACGUCUUAUACAAUUCCACACAUACACCAUUGGUAUGCAUUUAGUCUGUCCCGUUCUGCCACGCGGACAGUACCAUGCCAUCAUCUGUACCGGUAUACCCUAAUGUCAUUUUUUAUACACCCGGGUUAGCGUGUGCCCCGGGUGGGAAUCAUAAGAGAUCGAGGCAGUGCAAAAAGGAACGCCUCGUGCGACAGCGCUUGGACACUAAACGAAAAGAAACAAGCAUUCAUAUCACCCAUGCGGUUCAAACGCGAAUAUACAAAUGUGGGCGCACCCGGGCAUGGGCUCGCCUGGGUGCGUAACAUCCAACACCGAGAAUCCAUUACAAGACGCGAGGAUCGAGCAACUGGCUCGGAACUCGUGUCGUGAAAUGAUUUUAAUUCAUUCUCGUGGACAGCAAGCUUCCUGCUAGCUGCCAGCGCGUAGCCAGUGCACCUUGAGGAACCGCGUGCGUGCUGUGGGGGUGCGGUGUGGAAUAUAUUGACUCCGACAAACUUAGCUUAUAUAAACUAUGAUAAUUUUAGUAUAUGUUGUAACGAUGUUAGGAUAAAAUGUGACCAAAAAAAAUACAAAAUAUCAAAAAUCCAAAAAAAGAAUUAUUAUUAAUUUAAGACUAUGUAUAUUAAAUAAGGAAGAUUGUAGAAUGUAGUUUCAGUUGUUGUUAAAACUGGAGUAGCUAAUUGUAUUCUCAGUAGUAGUGUUAAUCAAUUAAAUUCUUGAUGUUGUA
Plodia interpunctella (Indianmeal moth) is the source of this 13188-nucleotide messenger RNA. RefSeq names its product CNMamide Receptor (gene NGR-A18). NCBI's taxonomy places the organism in Eukaryota, Metazoa, Arthropoda, Insecta, Lepidoptera, Pyralidae. The transcript has 3 exons. Gene Ontology annotation, molecular function: G protein-coupled receptor activity. The record is from RefSeq and is a predicted model, not a curated record. The coding region runs from base 111 to 1406 and encodes 431 amino acids. Gene Ontology annotation, biological process: G protein-coupled receptor signaling pathway. Gene Ontology annotation, cellular component: plasma membrane.